Messenger RNA from Toxotes jaculatrix (banded archerfish), 2665 nucleotides. RefSeq names its product stonustoxin subunit beta-like. The record is from RefSeq and is a predicted model, not a curated record. Gene Ontology annotation, molecular function: protein binding. Lineage: Eukaryota; Metazoa; Chordata; Actinopteri; Toxotidae. The transcript has 5 exons. The coding region runs from base 160 to 2286 and encodes 708 amino acids.
UUUAAACGGAAAUUGUUUACCAUGUAUGGCUUGAUGUGAAGGCAGAAGUAAUGAGUCCCUCCUCCUACAGGCUACCACAUAAAAGCAGACUUCUUCCAGUCUUCUGGGGACACUACACCAAACCCUGCUCAGUCUUAUCUUUGUAUUCAGGUUGGAGACAUGGACUCAAAUACUUUGGUUGUGGCAGCUCUGGGUCGACCUUUCACCCUGGGAAUGCUGUAUGAUGCGCGGAAAGAUGAACUCAUCCCAGGUGUCACACUGUGGGACGAUAAAAUUCUAGAGGACACAGAGGAGAACAUUCAGCGCGGCAGUGAGUUUAAAAUCACUGCAUCUGAUUCGAUUGAGUCCAAGUCCUCUCUGCUGGAUGUGGAUGCGUCCCUGAAAGCCAGUUUCAUGGGUGGGCUGAUCGAAGUCGGAGGAUCUGCCAAAUAUCUGAACGACAAGAAGAAAUUUCAAAAUCAGAGCAGAGUGACCUUUCAGUACAAAGCAACCACUAAAUUCAAACAGCUGUCAAUGACUCAUGCUGAGGCCAAGAACACCAAGCAAAUAGAUGAUAGUGUUAACAGUUUGGCAACACACGUAGUCACAGGCAUCCUUUAUGGGGCAAAUGCUUUCUUUGUGUUUGACAGCGAGAAGGUGGAUGCCAGCAGCGUUCAGAGCAUCCAGGGCAGCAUGGAGGCUGUGAUCAAGAAGAUCCCCUCAUUUCAACUUGAAGGGAGAGUUAGCAUCGAGCUGACUGAAGAUGAAAAAGCCCUGACUGACAAAUUCUCCUGCAAAUUCUACGGAGACUUCAUUCUUGAGAGCAACCCUUCAAAAUUUGAAGACACUGUGAAAACAUACCAACAACUUCCAAAGCUCCUGGGAGGAAAGGGAGAGAAUAGUGUUCCACUGAAGGUCUGGAUGAUGCCGCUGAAGAAUCUGACCUCCCAAGCUGGUAAGGUGGUGACUGAGGUCAGUGUUGGACUAGUGAGGAAGGCUCAAGAGGCUCUGGAAGAUAUGAGGCAACUGGAAAGGAGGUGCAAUGACUGUAUGGAAGAUGAGGUCGCCACUCUUUUUCCACACAUUCAUGAAAAAUUGAGCAGUUUCCAAAAACUGUGUAAUUUCUAUGCAGGUGAACUCCAAGAGAGCUUGGCAAAGACACUCCCCAAGAUCAGGGCAGGUAAAGAGGACGAGAGCUCUUUGAAAAAAAUCUUCGAAGACAGAACCAAGUCACCGUUCAGCCAUGAAAACCUGAGUCGGUGGAUGGAUAAUACAGAGAGAGAGAUGAACAUCAUCAAGUCCUGUGUAGCGUUGAUGGAAGGAACAACAGUCGCCCGAAAUCGGGCAGAGCUGGACAAAGGGGUUCAUGCUGCAGAUGUUGAAGAUGCUCUCUGCUUUGUUUUCACCUCCCUGGAAACUUCUGACCCGUACCUUCAGGAAAUGGGCAACUACUUGGAUUCGUUUAAAGUAAAGAGCGCUGUGGUUGCCAAUACACCUAAACAGGACCAGUGGUACUUCUCAGAUGAAGUGGUGACCAAGCUGAGGCAAAAAGCCAAAGAUUUCCAUGAUGUUUCCAAAGCCUUGAAGAACAGCAGCAGAUUCCGUUUUCUCAUAGCAGCCAUCGCAAAUGAGAAACAUCAAGGAGCAUCCAUAUACCACUACAAGAAGGCCAUCCUGGUCUCUGACGAUUUCUCAAAGCCUCACAUCACCAAUGUGGAAACUGUCACGAACAGAAGAGAUCUAAUCUGGUACGCCUGUGAUCUCACCCUGGAUCCAGACACAGCACACUGCUGGCUCAGAGUGACCGAGGGAGACAAGAAGGCAACGAAUGGAGAGUGGCAGACGCUUCCUGACCUCCCUCAGAGAUUUGAUCACUUUCUUCAGGUUCUGUGCAGAGAGAGCCUGACUGGGUGCCGCUACUGGGAGGUGGAGUGGAGCACUGGUGGCAGUGAAGAUGUUGCUCUAGGUGUUUGCUACAAAGGGCUGGCGAGGAAAGGAGACCAGGACUGGUGCAGGCUCGGGUUUAACGACAUGUCCUGGUGUUUAGGCCACAGGUGGUCGCCACCAUCAACACCGACUCUGUACGCAGACAAGGAUAGGCACUGCCAAAACAUAGCUCUGCCCUCCACUGGCUGCACCCGACUGGGAUUGUAUCUGGACUGGAGUGCAGGCACUCUGUCCUACUACAAUGUGUCCUCUGACACACUGAGCCACAUCCACACCUUCCGCAUCAGAUUCACUGAGCCUGUUUACCCAGCAUUCAUGAUUUGGCGCACAAACAACUAUGUGUUCCUGCCACAGAUGUAGGGAUUAGUGAGCACAGGCCCAGGGGCCCCUUCGACCAGGUUAACCAGUUAAUUGCAGAUAAAGUAUGUAGGAGCCAUGAAUGCAUUAUGUGUUUUUACUAGUAGUAAGGUUAAGGGAUAGUUUUUUUAUUUUAUUUUUUGUUUAUUAGGAUAUGGUUUAUGUGAUCAUGUUGAUUGGGGGAUAGUGGGUCACAUGGUUAUGGGUAUGGUAUAUUAGCUGAUAUUUACCUGUUGAUUUCUUUUGUUAGAGAGAGGGGGGGGUCACCAUAUAUUUUGUUGACCUCUAAUUUUCUUUGAUCUCUGUGAUUCCUUUGGUUGUAUUUCAGAGCACAUUAUCAUGAGUUGAUUAUCUUUGGUUUGCUAAUAAACUGUUAAACUUA